AAAUUUAUCACAACAAAACGCAUGUUGUGCGAGUUAUUUCACAAUUUUGUUUAUCUUUAUAUUCUUAAUUGAACUUUUAAAAAACUUUAUCACUACAUUUGAAGAAAUAAACGUAUUUUAUUAAUUAAAAACAGACUUCUAAUCAUGCGUCUUGUAGAUUCGUCAAAACUUUUGGAACUUCAAAACAAACCUGGAAACAUUCGAAAUAUAUGUAUUGUGGCACACGUGGAUCAUGGGAAAACAACCCUGGCGGACUCAUUGAUAUCCAGCAAUGGUAUCAUAUCCCAGAGAAUGUGUGGUAAACUCCGUUACAUGGAUAGCAGACCAGACGAACAGGAACGAGGUAUCACUAUGAAAAGUAGCAGUAUCGCACUUUACCAUGCUGUAAAUAACAAUGAAUUUUUAGUGAAUCUCAUAGAUUCACCUGGUCACAUAGAUUUCUCUAGUGAAGUGUCAACUGCUGUUAGAUUGUGUGAUGGAGCGAUUGUAGUUGUGGAUGUUGUUGAAGGUGUCUGUCCUCAAACUAGAUUAGCUCUCAAGCAAGCUUAUGCUGAAAACAUCCGAGCAGUAUUAGUUCUAAAUAAAAUUGACCGACUAAUUUUAGAAAUGCAAUAUACACCUUUGGAUGCCUAUGUUCACUUGACACAAGUAAUGGAACAAGUCAAUGCGGUAAUGGCAGAAUUGUUCACUACUGAAGUGUUUGAAAAUGAAGAGACGAAUAUAGAAAAAGAGCAACAAAAGCCACCAAAACCAAAAGAGGACAACAACUUCUAUGAUUGGACCUCAGCUCUUGAAGAAGCUGAUGACUCUCAACUAUAUUUUUCUCCAGAACAGGGGAAUGUUGUAUUUGCUAGUGCUAUAGAUGGUUGGGGGUUUACUAUUCAUACUUUUGCUAAAUUAUUUGCGGAGAAACUUGGAGUCAAAGAAGAAAUUCUGAGGAAAGUACUGUGGGGUGAUUUUUACUUAAAUCAAAAAACUAAACGUUUUAUGAAAGGUGCACAAGAAAAAGCUAAAAAACCAUUAUUUGUCCAAGUUAUUCUUGACAACUUAUGGAAUAUUUAUGAGACAAUAGUAUUAAGAUAUGAAAAAGAAAAGGUGCCAAUUAUCUGUGAUAAGCUUGGUAUCAAAUUGACUACUCGCGAUUUAAGGCACACUGAUACCAGAAUUCAACUCCAGUCACUUAUGAUGCAAUGGCUUCCAUUAUCCCAGACUGUACUUAAUAUGGUCUGCUCACAACUUUCGUCGCCUAAAGAAAUUCUCCCAGAUAAAGUUGAAAAACUCAUGUGCUCUAGAAUCAGAGAUUUUGAUUCUCUCCAUCCCGAAACACAAAAACUUAAAGAUGACUUUUUAGCCUGUGAUAGUAGUGAUAAUAAGCCUCUUAUUAUUUUUAUAUCAAAAAUGUUUAGUAUAGACAAGAGCAUGCUGCCCGAGAACAAGCCUAAGAUGUUGACACCGGAGGAAAUGGCGCGUAGAAGAGAAAUAGCUAGAAAAAUACGUGAAGAGGGUAAAGAUAACAAAGUUGAACCUGUUAAAUCAGACUGUGAUAAAACUACUGUCAACGAUGUUGAUGAAAACAAAGAGGAUGAAGAUAGAGAUCAACUAGCAUUUAUUGCAUUUGCUAGAGUAUUCAGUGGUAAAGUUAAAAAAGGUGAUAAAGUAUAUGUUUUAGGUCCUAAACAUGACCCGUCCAAAAUUCUUAAUAUAAAAGAUUUUAAAAUAGAUCCCAAUAAGAAAUUAAAGGAUUUACAUAGUGAUGAGCAUGUUACAUACACAGAAAUCAAAUCACUGUAUAUUUUAAUGGGUAGAGAAUUAGAAGAAAUUAAUGAAGCAGUUGCAGGAAAUAUUAUAGGUAUCGGUGGCUUAGAAGAACAUGUUCUAAAAACAGCCACCCUUAGCAGCACAUUAGCUUGCCCUGCGUUCAGUGAAAUCCAAUAUGCAGCUGUGCCAAUUCUGAGAGUAGCUAUUGAACCUCAAAAUCCAUCUCAACUGCCACAGUUAGUUAAAGGUCUCAAGCUUUUAAACCAAUCAGAUUCAUGUGUUCAAGUUCUCCUACAAGAAACAGGUGAACACGUUUUGGUUACUGCAGGAGAAGUGCAUUUGGAAAGAUGUCUUGAAGACUUAAAAAACAAUUACGCCAAGAUACCUAUUACUGUAUCAGAACCUAUUGUUCCGUUUAGAGAAACUAUAGUUGAACCACCAAAAAUAGAUAUGGCAAAUGAAGAAAUAGAUGUUCAAAAUGUAGACAAAAAGAAUAUGAUACAAGAAGAUCCCGUCAUCACAGUAUAUACUAACAAUAGGCAGAGCAAAAUAAAGAUAAGAGCUAGAACUGUGCCUACCGAAAUAACGAAUCUACUUGAUAAAUCUCAAGAUUUAUUAAAAGCUAUAUCGCAACAUAUAAAAACUCUUCAAGGUUUAUCUAGAAAUGAUAAUUUAGAAAACAAAUCAGGAGAAUUCCUCAACGGUACUAAGCAUAAACUCUCCGAUAGAAUGCUAAAGUUAAUACAGAACUUCAUAGAGGAACUGCAAGGAAUAUGUUCGAAAUUAGGUCCGGAAUGGAAGGAUGUCGUCAAUCAAAUUUGGUCUGUUGGUCCCAAGAAUUGUGGCCCCAAUUUACUUUUGAAUCAUACGUCCAAUUAUAAUACUAAAUAUUUGUACCAUGAUAAAGAUAUCAAGGAAGAUCCGAGAUUUGAAUAUGAAAGUAGUUUUGUGAAUGGGUUCCAAUUGGCUACUCUGGCUGGACCAUUGUGUGAGGAACCCAUGAUGGGAGUUGCGUUUUGUGUUGAAGAGUGGACUUUAGAUAAGAGUGAAGAAGACGAAACACAUACUUUUGGACCACUUUCAGGUCAAAUAGUAUCUGCUGUCAAAGACGGUUGCAGAAAAGCUUUCCAAGUUCAACCACAGAGACUGAUGGCAGCCAUGUACUCGUGUGACAUUGUCGUAGACCAGAAAGUAUUAGGUAAGUUACUAAUUAUAAUACCACGAGGAUAUUACAGGUAACACAAAUCUAUGAUUCAAAACCUUGCUGCAUUGAGGGUAGUGUUGAAAAUCAAUUGUGCUAAUUUAGCGUGCUGCUUGUACUCAACGAGAUGUUUGAAUAUUUCCUUAAUGGUACAAAAUAUUUAUAUUCAUAUUAAAAGAAAAUAAUAAAUUUUUUUUAAAAAUAUUAAUGCUACAUGAAAUUUGUUUUUACCCGACUGCGCGACGCAAAGGAGGGUAAAGUGUUUAUCAGUCUAUGUAUGUAUGUAUGUUUGUUUCUAUG
Diatraea saccharalis (sugarcane borer) is the source of this 3259-nucleotide messenger RNA. The record is from the annotation of a GenBank genome assembly. NCBI's taxonomy places the organism in Eukaryota, Metazoa, Arthropoda, Insecta, Lepidoptera, Crambidae.